Clonostachys byssicola is the source of this 2817-nucleotide messenger RNA. NCBI's taxonomy places the organism in Eukaryota, Fungi, Ascomycota, Sordariomycetes, Hypocreales, Bionectriaceae. The record is from the annotation of a GenBank genome assembly.
AUGGCAGGCUUCGGCCAACUGGCUGGGCUGCCGGAGAUCGUGCGGGACUCUCAGCUCCCCGCAACGUUCCGCUGGGAGGGCCAGCAGCAAUUCACUAUCCACACUCAGGGCGCAAGUCGGCGCGCCAAACAGAGCCAGGAAGUCUGGGCGCACAUAGGCACAUUGGGCCAGGGGGGAUUUGGAUCGGUCGAGCUGCAGGCCAAGCAGUCUAAGCGGGCUGGGCAGACGAAGGAGCUCCGGGCGGUCAAGUCUAUCCGGAUCCCAGAGGAUGAGCUGAAUGAAAACCGCGAGUUCUAUGUGAGGGAGCUUGAAGCCAUCGUCAAGUUUUCGCAAGCACGGUAUGGCGAGCUCUUUGUCAAAUCAUAUGGAUGGUUUGCGUCCCAAGGUGUCCUCCAUAUCGCCAUGGAGUAUUGUGAGCUAGGAGAUCUACAGAGAUACCUGUUCAAGAAGUGCCAGGAUAGACGAUUGCCUGAAAAUCAGGCUCACGAAAUUGCUUCCCAAGUGCUCGACGCCUUGACGAGGAUGCAUGAAGAGAAGUUUGCGCAUCGCGACCUCAAGCCAGCGAAUAUUGUGAUUAAAAGCCACCCACCCAGCCAUCCGUGGGUGGUGAAAGUGGCAGACUUCGGCAUCAGCAGACGAGAUCAAGGCACAACAAUGAAUCCAACAACUAGUGUGCGAGGUACGGGCUCUUUCAUGCCGCCAGAGCUACUCGGUUUCAGUGGUGAAAACACCAGGGCUGUGGACCUUUAUGCAGUUGACAUGUGGUGCUACGGAGAAACCUUGUUCAGGAUGCUGACGGGUGGCGGUACAUUUGAAAAGCCAGCGGACUUGUACGGGUAUUAUUUUGGCCACGUGAAAUUCCCAAGAGCUGUUCUCGAGCAGAUCCAACUGAGCCCUGCGGUGAUCGACUUCCUGCAAUCUCUGCUUACCUGCGACCCAGCACAACGUCUCACAUCGGAAACGGCGUUAGAUCAUUCGUGGAUGGAAACAGAUUUUCACGGUUCAGAUGCAUCAUCUCGCAGAGCAUCCCGUCGCCUAUCUUCAACCAAACCAUUAGAUAGUAUCGACCCUUCCACAUUGGAAAAUACCAUUGUGCAGAUGGCCGAGACAGACAACACAGACGCCUCAGCCUCCUGGACAGAAAACUUCUCGCAGAUGCAUCUCGACGAUUAUCAGCAGAGCAAUUCAUUGCAGCAACAGACGGUAUUUCACUCAAACAGCCAUCCUGCUACAUACUCGUCCAAAGUACCAGGCGGCUCUAAAAAUACUCCAAUUUUCAAUCCCGAAGAGAAUCGUCCAGGCUUGCCGACCUUCAACGUGUCUCCUGGGAACAGCAGGGCAUCAAACCAAGGUGAUCUGCUGGAAGACACUGCAGCGUCUUUAUCUUGGACUUCCGCCUUCCCAACGAGUCAAACCCUUGAAGGAAAAGGGCCUUUGGCUAGCAUGGACACAUCCCAAGUUCAACCUAUACAAACAUCUUUUACAUCCCCAGUCUUUUCCACAAGUCAAAGAAAGGCUCAGAUUAGUCCUACCCCUGAAGACGAAUCAGAAGCUACGUUAGUCCCAAACCCGAACUCGCAAACCAGAUUCGAGGCCAGUGACGUGGGAGUAUUUGAUGAAGACCUUUAUCCUUGGACUCAAAAGUCGGCCCCCAUCUCCCACAGAGAAGACUCGGGGUUGGCAGGCAUACCCCAGAAUCCACCACAUUUAGAUGACAUUACGCAAGGAAAGCAAGCCGAAACCGCUACACAGCCCCUUAACCCCAUUGAUAUUCAAAUAGACAUCGGCGAAUUAGAAUUUCAUAUGGCUAAAUUCCGUGGGAGCAAUGAUUUCACUUCCGCGAAGAGCCACUUUACGCAUUGCUGGGAAAAGGCAAAGUCGACCCUGGGCGAAGAGCAUCCAACAUCAAUUCGUGCUCUAGAUUAUCUUAUAGAGUCAAUGCUCAAUCUAGACGAAUACAAUACAGCGGAGUACCUAAGCAGAGAAAUGGUCACUCUUCUGAUCAGGACAAAAGGACCAGACCAUACGUCUACAAUUCCUAGCAAAAUAGAACUCGCAUAUUGCCUCAGAAGGCUUUUCCGAUUCGACGAAUCAAUCUCCCUGGUACAAGGCGUUAUCAGCUCCUGCAGACGCAACGGAUACCAUUCCUUGCUCUACGAAGCCUUGUACCAUCUGGCCCAUGUUUACCUAGACAAGGGCGACACAGCACAAGGUGAAACGGCAUUUCAGGAGUUUAUCAAGGCAAAGGGCAAUGUUUUGGGCCAUACUCACGAGCAGAUCAUCAAUGAUGUUUAUGACUUCGCCAUCAUCUUGAGCCGCACAUACUGUUAUCAUGAGGAAGCUUCCAGAGCAGCGCAACGAUUCUUCAAGCUUACGGACGCUUUAUCGCGGAGUGGGGAGCCUCUUUCGCGGAAGACCCGAUCCCAGCAAGAGGAGAUGAGGCUGCUGUUGGCGAAUCCCCAACGCACGUCUGGCAACGAGAACAGUCGACCCCAGCCGUCUUCGACUUACGGAGGUGCGACAUCCCACCACAAUAGUCCUCCCAUACGUCUCAAACCGUCACCGUCUUAUUAUCCAGACAGCCCUAUGCCUAGCACUACUCCUCCCAUACGUCUGAAACCGUCUCCUGCUUACGGGCCACCAUCCCCUCCGUCCAUCUACAAUACUCUCAAUCACCGCAGUCCUGCAUUCAUCGGCCGUGAUGGUGUUGUUUUAGGCGCCGGUGAUGAAACUUACGACCAAUGGAGGCAGUCGAAUACCACCCAGCCCAAAGAGAAGAAGACGAGAUUGAGCAAACUAAGGGAUCUUUUCUCGUGA